AUGGUGACAGUAACUAUUCUGGGCGCUGGCGUUACGGGCUUGAGCAUCGCAAGCCAGCUGCCCUCCACUUACCAGAUAAAUAUUCUAGGACAGCACCUCCCGGGAGAUCCCUUUGACAAUGACUACACGAGCCAAUGGGCAGGGGCUUGCUGGGUUGGGGUGCCCAUGUCCAGCCCCCGAGAUCAGCGCCUCCAGCUGGAAUCAUUUGCGGUGUUGUGGCGUCUUGCCAAGAUCCAUCCCGAAUCAGGUCUGAGAAGAAGCAAAAUGACUGAGAUAUUUGAGUAUGGGGCUCGUGAGGAUAUUUGGUACUCGUCAAAAAUUCCAGGUUUCAGAUGGCUGGAUACCAGUGAACUGCCUGCAACGGCCAGGUUCGGGAUGGAAUAUCAGACGGUUUGCAUUUCACCGCCCGUAUUCUUGUCAUGGAUGAGACAGAGGCUCGAGACCAGAGGAGUCCAGUUUCACUAUAGCAAUGUACGUUCUUUGGCAGAGCUAAGGGACUUCGGCCACGAUGUUCUUAUCAAUGCCACUGGCGCACGAACGAAGGACCUCAAAGACGUGGAUGAGCCAAAUCUUGUCCCCUACCGAUUGCAAUCCCUCGUUGUUAAGAAAGAUUACGACGAGUGCUAUAUUUACCGCGGAAAUAGGGGAUACUAUUUCAACAUGUUUGGCAGGCCUGAUGGCACCACGUACAUUGGAGGGAUCAAGACAUUGGGUGUGAAUGACCGCACGGUAUACGACGAAGACCGUCAGACAAUUCUGACGCGUGGACAUGAAAAAUUGCCCUCAAUACUUCCAUCCCCAAAUCCGGAUGAUUACGAAAUUCUGUACGACAUCGCGAACACGUACGAAUUCCGGCCUCAGGAGAAAGGUGGAGUUAGACUAGAGAAGGAGGUUAUCGGCGGCCAGAAGGUUGUGCACGCAUACGGCCAGGAGGCAGGAGGAUAUUGCUAUAGCUUUGGCGUUGCGAAAGAAGCCUCGGAGUUGGUGGCUGAAUACAUCUUUGAGAUGCCGCCAAACAGUCGAAUUUGA
Molecule: messenger RNA, 1029 nt
Organism: Clonostachys solani
Lineage: Eukaryota; Fungi; Ascomycota; Sordariomycetes; Hypocreales; Bionectriaceae
Source: the annotation of a GenBank genome assembly